Venturia canescens is the source of this 1953-nucleotide messenger RNA. RefSeq names its product transmembrane protease serine 9-like. Bases 1 to 1593 code for a protein of 530 amino acids. The transcript has 8 exons. Gene Ontology annotation, biological process: proteolysis. The record is from RefSeq and is a predicted model, not a curated record. Gene Ontology annotation, molecular function: serine-type endopeptidase activity. Lineage: Eukaryota; Metazoa; Arthropoda; Insecta; Hymenoptera; Ichneumonidae.
AUGUUGUGGCAAUACGUGCUGGCCGCACUUCUCGUCGCGGAGGGUUGUUUGGCCCAUGUUGGAUACCAAGUUGUAAACGGAGAUGACGCUAAGCCCAAGGAGUUCCCUUUCAUCGUCUCAAUUCAGUUGAAAAAUUCAAAAACCGGUGCGAACGAACACUUAUGCAGUGGCUCAAUUCUCAGUGAAAUCUUUGUCGUAACGGCUGCUCAUUGCGUCAAGGACAAGUCAGCCAAAGACCUGAAUGUUUACGCUGGUAAAUAUUACAUCAAUCGAAGGGAGGAUGGUCAGCAAGUUUUGCCUGUGAAGCUCGUCAUUCCCCAUCAGAAAUACGACGAGGAAACCAAAGAAAACGACAUUGCUUUGUUGCAUCUGGAAAGCCCAAUAGUAUUGAGUGAUACUGCUGCCAAAAUUGGUCUGCCCGAUUCAACCAGUCCAGCUGGACCAUUCGCUAUGGCUGGCUGGGGUUCGAUGUCGAACACCGAGACGGCCUACUAUCCACGAGUUCUUCAAAAAGUUACCGUUCCAAUCGUCCUCAAUGCCGAUUGCGUUUCUUUAAUGCGCGAACGGGCUGAUGGUGUUAAAAUCUACGAAUCUCAAUGGUGCACUGGACCAAUUCAAGGUUCCGCUGCUGCAUGCACUGGGGAUGGCGGUAGUCCUCUUGUGGACGCUGCUACGCCAACGAUGCUCUAUGGAAUCGUCUCACAGUGGACAUUUCCCUGCGGAACUGGAGAGCCUACGAUCUCUACACGUGUAUUACCGUUCGUUGAGUGGCUCACGAAAUCUGUGAAACCUUUGUCUAAAGAUUGUUCGGCUCGCGCCGGAUAUCAAAUCAUUCACGGGGAUGAAGCGCCGCCACAUCAAUUACCUUCCAUCGUCUCAAUCAUGUCGGGAAAACCGGCAACCGGUAAGUACAAACACAUUUGCGGCGGCACGAUCCUUAAUGAAAAGUGGAUUCUGACGGCCGCGCACUGCAUCACGAAAACCCCACCGGAUGAACAACUUGAAGUUUACGCUGGCAAACAUAUCAUCAAUCAGAGAGAAAAAGGCCAACAAGUGUCGAGCGUAAGGCUCAAGAAUUCAAAAUUUUGGAUAAAACGUAGAUCGAACGAUCUUCAUUACAGAGACACGGGCGAAAACGACAUCGGCUUGUUGCGCCUGGAAACUUUUAUGAAAUUCACUUCGAACGUCAAAGCUGCAACGUUACCGCCACGCUACAAAAUCCACACCGGGAAAACGGUGCUCUACGGUUGGGGCUCAAUCUCGACGACCGAUUCGCCCGAGUAUCCAUCAGUCCUUCAAACGAUAACCGUUCCCAUUAUCCCUAAAGACAUUUGCUACGAUGCGGUGCACGAAUCUCCUGGUGAUCUUCGACUUUUCAAUACUCAAUUGUGUACGGGACCCGACGAUGGCACCAAGUCCGCAUGUCUCGGAGAUGGCGGCGGUCCUCUUGUACAGUACGGCGACCAAGCUAAUACAGAGCUCGUAGGAAUCGUCUCGUGGGGAGCUGUGCCAUGUGGAUCUGGUGAUCCCACAAUCUACACGAGUGUAUCUUUUUACAUUGAUUGGAUAAAUCACCACAUCAAAAAUAUAUAAUCGGAGUGAACUUAAUCGAGAGAUACGGCAGCAGCUCGACGUCGAGUAUUAAAAAAAAACACCGACGCUUUUUUUCAUUCAUAAUUUCUCUGAACAUUUGACCGGUCAUUGAAGAAGAGUUACUGAGACUCCAGAUCCAAGAAAAACUUUCAUUGCCGAAACAACUCGAGCUCAUCAGAAAGGCGCUCUUUUCUGUUUAGGCUCUCAUCGUCGAAUCUUUUUUAUUUUUCGAACCUUCGGAUUCCAAUCAAUUUAUGAAAAGACGUGCCACUGCAUAACCAGAAGGAGGGAAAAGACGAAUUGAACGAGAUGGAUGCUCAAUUUAUUGUAAUCUCCUACUUGAGGACACCCCUUAAAAUG